ACGUUGAGAGGGAAUCACAAAAGGUGAGAUCGCUCUAUGAAUCCAACGAGGGCCUGAACUGGCAAGAUGGGGUGCGCGUCUCGUUUGCCGAGCGGCUUGAGCCCACAGAGGAGGUGCCAUCGGACGAGGAAGAGAACGUCGUUUCUUCUCCCUCCGAUCCUCAGCCAAGCGGCCGGCCUAUCGUGCAUUCUCCAAGUAUCACUACGCCACGGUCGGCCAGUUCAUUAUCUCAACGACGAGAUAGCCAGGUCAGGGGGGGAUACGAGUGGGCCGGCGGUGUCGAGGACUGGGAGGAUGUCGACGGAGGCGACGUUGACCGGUACGGCUUCAUCACCCGGAGGAUGCCGGGGUCUCGGGCAGGGACACCCGAGCCGAGAUCAUCGCAGCUCUCGCCUAGGAGACGGAAUGUCCUAACGAAGCGGCCCGGGUCGGCCUAUUCGUCGUCGCCAAACGGACAGCUGCGCCCGCCAAGCAGGAAGGUCUCAGCACGUUCCCUAAACACAUUUACCUCGGAAUUCUCAACAGUAUCACGAAGGUCGGCGAGGUCGUCGAUACGGUCUGCCACAAAUCGCCUGCCGCACAACCGGGACCGCAGGUGGAUGGACGAGGCCGGCGACAUGCUUGCGCUGCAGCCCGGACCGGCAGAGGACGACAAGACGGAGAAGAGCGCAGAGGCACUGAGGCGCAAGGAACUGGAGCGUUCGGAGAAGUGGCGCAAGAUGGCCAAGGUCGCCAAGAAAGUAAUAGACGGUCGCGGGGUGGACUUUGAGUUCGACACCAAAAACCCGAAACUCGUCGAGCGAGCCUGGAAAGGGAUACCCGACUGCUGGCGCGCGGCAGCCUGGUAUUCGUUCCUGGGGUCAAGCGCCAAGACGAGGGAGAGCACCGAGACAGACGAGCAGCUCAUGGCCGACUUCAACAAGCUGCAAGACGUGGCCUCGCCGGACGACGUCCAGAUAGACCUCGACGUGCCGAGGACUGUCAACGGGCACAUCAUGUUCCGCAAGCGAUACCGCGGCGGCCAGCGUCUCCUUUUUAGAGUCUUGCACGCCAUCUCCCUCUAUUUCCCCGAGACAGGCUACGUGCAGGGCAUGGCUUCGCUGGCGGCCACCUUGCUGUGCUACUACGACGAGGAGAGGUGCUUUGUCAUGCUAGUCAGGCUGUGGAGGUAUCGCGGCCUCGGCAUCCUCUACCACCCGGGGUUUGGUGGGCUUAUGGCUGCGCUAGGAGACUUUGAAAAGCGUUGGCUAGCCGGAAAGGACGUGGCCAACAAGCUCAACGAGCUCUCGAUUGAUGCAACGGCUUACGGGACGCGGUGGUACCUGACCUUGUUCAACCUCUCCAUCCCCUUUGCAGCCCAGCUCCGCGUCUGGGACGUCUUCAUGCUCAUGGGCGAAUGCCCGCCCGGAGCGCCCCCCUCAAGCCCAGGGGAAGCCGGGCAGUCCAAAGAGGGCGCCGAGACGGCUCCCCCCAAGGGGCUCGACGUGCUGCACGCGACUAGCGCCGCGCUCAUCCACGCGCUGCGCGACGUCCUGCUGGACUCGGACUUUGAGAACGCCAUGAAGGCGCUCACCGCCUGGAUCCCCAUCAAGGACGAGGACCUCCUGAUGAAGGUCGCGCGCGCCGAGUGGCGCCAGCACCAGGGCGGCAAGAGGAAGGAUAAGGCCUAGAGGGCUCUGCAGCAGUCGUCGAAGAUCUUGAGCAGGUGGAGGAUCUGGUGAUGCGCGACACACACCGGCGGGUGGUUUUUAAUAAUUUCUUUAUGAUUAUUUUCUCGUUGGCGGCUGGCGCGCGUGCGUGCGUGUGUCUGGGUGUGGGGGAAGUGUCGUUGGAGUACCGUUGGAUAGACUGUAGAUCAGAGGCACAUUGCACACAGAGCGAGCGAGGACUCGUUGUUAUUGUUGUCGCGGCUCGGCUUGAUUGGCUUAGCUUGGCUUGAAUCAGCCCGUUUUGCGCGAGGCCGGGAGGCGGGAGUCGGGCAGGCUGGCGAGGCGCGUGGUUUGUUGAUACCCCUUCCUUUUUUCCCUAUUAUUCUUCUUCGUCUUUUUUCCUCUUCUUAUUAUUCGUCUUCUUCGUCGUCGUCGUCGUCUUCUUCUUCUUCUUCUUCUUCUUCUUCUUCUUCUUCUUCUUCUUCUUCUUCUUCUUCUUCUUC
Messenger RNA from Lasiosphaeria miniovina, 2152 nucleotides. RefSeq names its product rab-GTPase-TBC domain-containing protein. The record is from RefSeq and is a predicted model, not a curated record. Lineage: Eukaryota; Fungi; Ascomycota; Sordariomycetes; Sordariales; Lasiosphaeriaceae. The coding region runs from base 342 to 1670 and encodes 442 amino acids. The transcript has 3 exons.